AUGUCCACACCAACCAAGUUUACCUUUCCCUCAUUUAUGCUCACCAUCAGCGCAGAGCUAUACGCCCCUGCUGAUGGAUCUCCUGAUCGAAAGGGAGCCGCCAUUGUCGUGAGCCACCCAAUGACGGGUGUCAAGGAACAAACAGCCGCUACCUACGCCCGUGCACUGUCUGCGGCGGGUUUCUUUGCCCUGACAUUUGAUGCUGGCUACCAGGGUGAAAGUACCGGUGAGCCGCGAGGCCUCGAAGAUCCGCACCAGCGAGUCGAAGACAACAAAGCUGCCGUCACUUUCUUGACCACCUUGAAGGGUAAAAUCGAUCCCGAGCGCAUUGGAAUGCUGGGCAUUUGCGCAUCAGGCGGCUAUACUUCCUAUGCUGCGCAAUCUGAUGUCCGCAUCAAGGCCCUUGGCACUGUCAGUGCGGCUUGUGUCGGGCGAAUGACCCGUAACGGCGGUCUCGAGGAAAGCAACAACAAGGAAUCGCCCGAUGCGAUUGCCGGUGCCCUCAAGGCUGCAGCGGAUUGGCGCACCUCUCACGCAGCUGAUGCCAAAUCCGAAGCGCCGAAAAUGUUCGAGACCGAGGCUUCCGCGGUACCGGCAGACGCACCGCCAUUCUUCAAAUCCGCUGCUGCGUACUACGGCACGAAACGCGGCAACCACCCUCGAUCAAACCAGCGUGUGCCGCCUUCAAGCUAUGACUUGAUGAUUGGAUACGAUUCCUUUAAUUUCCAGCACCUCAUCUCUCCCCGACCGCUGUUGAUGAUUGUUGGCUCAAAGGCGGAGACGUUGCAUUAUAGCAAGACGGCGGUUGAAGGAGCAAAGGAGCCCAAGGAGCUGUUUGUCAUUGAUGGGAAGAACCAUUUUGAACUUUAUGAUGACUUGGAACAGUCGGCGCCAAAGCUGGUCGAGUUUUAUGCAGCAGCGCUCGCGAAAUAA
This is a messenger RNA of Beauveria bassiana ARSEF 2860, 933 nucleotides long. RefSeq names its product X-Pro dipeptidyl-peptidase (S15 family) protein. The transcript has a single exon. The record is from RefSeq and is a predicted model, not a curated record. Lineage: Eukaryota; Fungi; Ascomycota; Sordariomycetes; Hypocreales; Cordycipitaceae. Gene Ontology annotation, molecular function: hydrolase activity. The coding region runs from base 1 to 933 and encodes 310 amino acids.